This is a messenger RNA of Pteropus alecto (black flying fox), 852 nucleotides long. RefSeq names its product SS nuclear autoantigen 1 (gene SSNA1). The record is from RefSeq and is a predicted model, not a curated record. NCBI's taxonomy places the organism in Eukaryota, Metazoa, Chordata, Mammalia, Chiroptera, Pteropodidae. Gene Ontology annotation, cellular component: ciliary basal body; centrosome. The transcript is spliced from 2 exons. The annotation marks the transcript as partial.
CCUACAGAGCAGUGGGAUCCAGAGUGGGUGGCUGGGUGCUCUGCAGCCUGCCGGCGCCCACAGCCCUGCCCUUCCGGGCCCACCCUAGGCAUCGAGGAGCUGUGCCAGAAGCGGGAGGAGCUGUGCCGCCAGAUCCAGCAGGAGGAGGAUGAGAAGCAGCGGCUGCAGAACGAGGUGAGGCAGCUGACUGAGAAACUGGCCCGAGUCAAUGAGAACCUGGCCCGCAAGAUCGCUUCUCGAAACGAAUUCGACCGGACCAUCGCGGAGACAGAGGCUGCCUACCUCAAGAUCCUGGAGAGCUCACAGACUCUGCUUAGUGUCCUGAAGAGGGAAGCUGGGAACCUGACCAAGGCCACCGCCUCAGAGCAGAAGAGCAGUGGCGGCAAGGACAGCUGACGCGGCCCCGGGUGGGGAGAGGCCUCUCUCCAUUGCACCCGUCAACGGCUUGGCCCCCAGCAAGUCCGUCUCGAAAGCUUCUUUGUUCUUCAUGGCAGUAGCUGCCUUUUCUCACUGUCUUGGGAGCCACGGGAGACAGCUGCCAACCUCCACUGCCCCUGGAUGACAAGAAAAGCCCUGGGGUACAGCCCACCAGGUGGGGAGCCUAGCCAUGCGCUCACGCAGGCAGUAGGGAGGGCAGGUUCUGGGUCAGCUCCACUUGGGGACUCUCUGAAGCUCCCACACCUCCUGGGCUGUGGGAAGGCCCUGCUUCUAGCCUUAGCAUCAUGGGAGUCCCCUCAUGUUGUCCCUCUGCCAGCAGCUGCCCAGGCCAGGCAAGUGGGGGAGGGGCUGGGGCCUUCCCUCACCUCGGAGCCCUGGAGGCCUGUGUUAAUAAAGGUUGUCUUUGUGAAGGUC